GGUGGGAGGAGAGGUCUCCUCCAUGCUCAUUCGCAGCAGCACACCCAGCGCCCGCGCCCUCUCUCCGUGCGCCUGAUGAGCUGAUUGGGGUAAGAGCGCCCUGAGUAAGCACCUCCUUCCUCCCUUCGUCGCUUGCUUGCUCUCUCCCUGCCCGGGCCCGCCCUCCGUCCGUCUGGGCAGCGAGAGUAACCUCCUUCAGCAUCUGGAUGGCAACCCCUCAACCCAUCUGCUGAACAGGAGCCCCUGAAGAGGAUGGAAUGGCAUGUCCAUCGAGUAACCUGCGGAGAAGAUGGAACUGAACUGAAAUCAAGCGGUGUUUAGAAGAACAGCCUUCUUUGGUCUUGAGCCCCGAUCCAUCAUGGCAGCAGGUGUAGCAGCAUGGCUGCCUUUUGCCAGAGCAGCGGCCAUAGGAUGGAUGCCAGUAGCCAACUGUCCUAUGCCCCUGGCCCCCUCGGAUAAAAACAAGCGGCAAGAUGAGCUGGUAGUUCUGAAUGUGAGUGGCAGGCGCUUCCAGACAUGGAGGACUACCCUGGAGAGGUACCCUGACACUCUGCUUGGCAGCACAGAAAAAGAAUUCUUCUUCAAUGAAGACACCAAGGAAUAUUUUUUUGACCGGGAUCCUGAUGUCUUUAGAUGCAUCUUAAACUUUUACAGGACUGGCAAGCUGCACUACCCACGGUACGAGUGUAUCUCAGCAUACGACGAGGAACUUGCCUUUUAUGGGAUUCUACCUGACAUCAUUGGGGACUGCUGCUAUGAAGAGUACAAAGAUAGGAAGCGGGAAAAUGCUGAGCGGUUGAUGGAUGACAGUGACUCUGAGAACAACCAAGAGUCCAUGCCCGCCCUGAGCUUCCGGCAGACCAUGUGGCGAGCCUUUGAGAACCCCCAUACCAGCACUUUAGCCUUAGUCUUUUACUAUGUCACUGGCUUCUUUAUUGCCGUCUCUGUGAUCACCAAUGUGGUGGAGACUGUACCCUGUGGGACAAUGCCUGGGAGCAAGGAACUGCCAUGCGGGGAAAGAUAUGAAAUGGCUUUUUUCUGCUUGGACACAGCUUGCGUUAUGAUUUUCACAGUUGAGUACCUGAUGCGACUGUUUGCAGCCCCUAGUCGCUACAGAUUCAUCCGGAGUGUGAUGAGCAUCAUCGAUGUGGUGGCCAUUAUGCCCUACUAUAUUGGAUUGGUGAUGACAGACAAUGAAGAUGUCAGUGGAGCUUUUGUGACUCUGAGGGUUUUCAGGGUGUUCCGGAUUUUCAAAUUCUCUCGUCAUUCCCAAGGCUUGCGAAUCUUGGGGUACACACUGAAAAGCUGUGCCUCUGAGCUUGGUUUUCUUCUCUUUUCACUCACCAUGGCAAUCAUCAUCUUUGCUACUGUGAUGUUUUAUGCAGAGAAGGGAUCUGCAUCCAGCAAAUUCACCAGCAUCCCAGCUUCAUUUUGGUACACUAUCGUCACCAUGACAACCCUUGGUUAUGGUGAUAUGGUACCCAAGACAAUUGCUGGGAAGAUCUUUGGCUCCAUUUGUUCCUUGAGCGGGGUGCUCGUCAUUGCGCUUCCUGUCCCGGUUAUUGUUUCCAACUUCAGCCGAAUUUAUCAUCAGAAUCAAAGAGCUGACAAACGACGAGCGCAAAAGGAUCUCAAGAAAGCCCGGCUGGCCAGGAUUCGUGUGGCCAAGACAGGCAGUUCAAAUGCCUACCUUCACAGUAAGCGCAAUGGCCUCCUUAAUGAAGCCCUGGAAUUGACGGGAUCUAUGGACGAUGAGCACAACAUCAGCAAAGCCACUUCUCUCAUUGAAAGUCAGCAUCACCAUCUGCUGCACUGCUUGGAAAAAACAACUGGGUUGUCCUAUCUUGUGGAUGAUCCCCUGUUAUCUGUACGAACUUCCACAUUCAAGAACCAUGAAUUCAUUGACGAACAGCUGUUUGAGCAGAACUGUUUGGAGAGUUCAAUGCAGAACUAUCCAUCCACUCGCAGCCCUUCCCUUUCAAGUCACCAUGGGUUGACCACAUCCUGUUGUUCGCGACGCAGCAAGAAGACGACACACCUUCCUAAUUCCAGUGUGCCAGCAACCCGGCUACGGAGCAUGCAGGAGCUCAGCACCAUACACAUCCAGUGCAGUGAGCAGCCCUCACUCACAACCAGUCGCUCCAGCCUAAAUAUGAAAUCAGAUGAUGGUCUGAGACCGAACUGCAAAGCCUCCCAAAUAACGACAGCAAUCAUCAGCAUCCCAACACCACCGGCGUUGACCCCAGAAGGCGAAAGCAGGCCUGCCCCAUCCAGCCCCAGCCACUCCACGAACAUUACGAGCAGCAACAUUGUCAAGGUUUCAGCUUUGUAAGGCUCUAUUAUUAGUGAAAAGAGGUGGCAUGAAAGGUCCGCAUUUCUCUCCCUUUCCCCACCUCAGUGUUCCUUCUUUGCUGCAAAUUGUGCCUAGUUGGAUGGUUGGAAGGGCAGCUGAAGCAACCUGACCUUCGUCUAAGAAUUAACAGUGGGAGCCUAGUAGAGGCUGCUUCCCUCAGACUCAUGUUCAUGCUGCAGAGUGAGCUCAGAAGAACUGGGAAGCUGAGUACGUGUGUAUGGAGGGGGAGUGGAAGGAACUGUGUUUGUCCAUGAAGAAAGGCCUUGUUUGUUCCAUGAUAUGGGCAAAUAGAAUAGUUUCCCGAAAGCGGAAAAGAAGUCCUGUCAUAAGCUACAAGUUUGAAGUCAAUAACGAAGCAGAAUUAUAACACUGUGUAUCUCAGCACCUUUAAAAAGUUUUUUAAUGGAUAAUAUUUAUUCAUGAGGAAAUGACUGAAAAAAAGGUGAUAAAAAUGGAUUUUGUGAUUUUUUUUCCUUCAUGCAGCAGCAUCUUUAAUCAACCAAAACUACACUUUCCCACCCACGCCCUUUCGUUUAUGGCUGAAGGUUGAAAUGAAGAAACCAUCUUGUCACAGGAAUUUAACUUUGAUCCUUGUGUGCAUGUGUGUGUGAGGGUGAAUGAGUGGGAGAAUCACAGAAACUGCUACACAUAAACUACAAAAGACCUGAGCACACUUUCCUAUUCCCAGGCUCAACCCUGCAAAGAUGUACUGCCUGCAUGGGCCACAACAUGCUUCUAGUAACGCCUGCUGGAACCGAUGGUUCUGCUCACUGUGCAUCUUUUUUUGCAUGAGUCUGUCUUUGCAGGCUUCAGCCUUUUAUAGUGCACAGUAGCAAAGAAAAAAGAGACAGCUGCAUGCAAUCACACACACAAACACACGUGCACACACCCAAGAAAACUUCCAUUGUGGAUGGCAUUUAUUUUCUUAAGAUGGUUUUUGUAAUUGCCUUUAAUUCAACACAAUUUGCAGCUGCAAACAGUGUAUUUGUCUGCUAAUUAUUGUCUGUAGGGAAAAAUCAUAUUUGUAGUGGAAAGACAGGCUUUGGUAGUCAACCACAAAUUUUUUGUUGCUUUUUUAAGAAAUUAUUUUAUUAUCACAGGCUUGUAUAGAGUGUGACUAGAUUAACCAGUUCUAUACUUUUAAAAGUCUAACAAAGUGAGCCUAGGGGAAAUUUUAAUUUUUUUUAAUCCUGUAAACACAAAUUUCAAAGAGAACAAAUUCAAACUGUUCAUAAAUAUACAAUAAUCUAGGCCCAUGCUUCUGUUUUCUGCUUUAUAUGUGUUUCUUUAAUAGUAUGGAAGAGUCUCCCAUUGUAUAUAGUAGCCAGAUAGUCAGUGGAUCUGUCCUUGAUAGGAUUACUUCAGGAGCCAACCAUUUUCCAUGGACUGAUUGUGUAUCUCAUUUUUAAAUACAGUCCUGUGGCUCAUAGUGACAGUCUCUCCGGUUACAUUGACUUGAUGGAUAAAGCAAUUUAGUAAUAUUUGACUUUCCCUUGUUAAAGCAUAAUCUCCUGUAAAAGAGGAGGAUUGCAUCUAGAUUUUGGGGAGGGGUCUACUUUAUAUUAGAGUAACAUUUCUAAUCAAUUUAUAAAACACUGUUAAUAGAUGGUUUAAUAAUGUGUACGUUUCAGAAUAGCUCACCAACUGUUAAAUAUUGUUAUACUGUUUAGGAAACAUAGAAGUAUAAGUUGCAACCAUCUAUAAGGUUUUAUACCAAUGUUCUCCUAGUGUUACCUCCCUUGGGUACAAACCUGUGGGAUCUCCAUCUAUGUCAAUAAGACUUACACUAAUACUAACUCUGUAGGACUGUGCCCUUCUCUUGUCAUAAAGUUUGCACAAUUUCAAAACCUGUUCUGACUCAUUUAAACCUUAACACAUUUAUGUCUUCCAUCUCAACUCGUUUUAUAUUCUACACACCAUACUCUCUUCUGAAGCUUUCCUUCUCUUUCAAAAAAGUGUCAACCAUGUAUAACUCAGACCACUUAACUGGGCAUUGUGCUGGGGUUUUUUUUAAGAUACUCUUUAUAAUUUUUUUUGGAAAAUAAGCUGCUUAACUAAAAAUGAACUCUUAUUUCAGGCACCCAUUUUUCACUUUUUACAGUAAAGGGUUGAGCAAAUAGUUGUUAGAAGCCACCAGAGUGCAAAAAGGAAAAGUUAGCCCAUUCUAAAUCUACAAACUAGCCUCGUGGCGCAGUGGUUAAAACGCUGUACUGCAGCUAAAACUGUGCUCA
Messenger RNA from Pogona vitticeps (central bearded dragon), 4584 nucleotides. The record is from RefSeq and is a predicted model, not a curated record. Lineage: Eukaryota; Metazoa; Chordata; Lepidosauria; Squamata; Agamidae.